AUGACACGAGUGGAUGGAGGAGGCUGUGGUGGUGGCCAGGUGAGCAUGGCAAACCCCGUGGGUGUUUGUUUGCGUGAUUUUUCGGAGAAGUGUGCACGCGUGUGCGAAGCCCGUCUAGCUCAGUCGGUAGAGCGCAAGACUCUUAAUCUUGUGGUCGUGGGUUCGAGCCCCACGCCCCACGGACCUCGUUUGAUGGACAGACAAGAUGAUCGAUCCGCCAUGACACGAGUGGAUGGAGGAGGCUGUGGUGGUGGCCAGGUGAGCAUGGCAAACCCCGUGGGUGUUUGUUUGCGUGAUUUUUCGGAGAAGUGUGCACGCGUGUGCGAAGCCUGUCUAGCUCAGUUGGUAGAGCGCAAGACUCUUAAUCUUGUGGUCGUGGGUUCGAGCCCCACGGUGGGCGACUACCAAUGA
Peronospora matthiolae is the source of this 411-nucleotide messenger RNA. Lineage: Eukaryota; Oomycota; Peronosporomycetes; Peronosporales; Peronosporaceae. The record is from the annotation of a GenBank genome assembly.